This is a messenger RNA of Gadus chalcogrammus (walleye pollock), 1413 nucleotides long. Its product is annotated as alpha-1,6-mannosylglycoprotein 6-beta-N-acetylglucosaminyltransferase B. The record is from RefSeq and is a predicted model, not a curated record. Gene Ontology annotation, molecular function: alpha-1,6-mannosylglycoprotein 6-beta-N-acetylglucosaminyltransferase activity. Gene Ontology annotation, cellular component: Golgi apparatus. The coding region runs from base 13 to 1413 and encodes 466 amino acids. NCBI's taxonomy places the organism in Eukaryota, Metazoa, Chordata, Actinopteri, Gadiformes, Gadidae. Gene Ontology annotation, biological process: protein N-linked glycosylation. The transcript is spliced from 12 exons.
CGCUUGCAGAACAUGACCGCAGCGGUCAGCGACCUAUCCAACAUGCUGAGGAGAUGUCUCGUUACACUGAAGCCGUUCAGGAUCUUCGUGUUGGGCCUGGGCUUCUUCAGCCUGUGCUUCCUGAUGACCUCCCGGGGCCCCCCAUUCACCGCCCGGUCGGAAGUGCUGUCAGGCGGGGGGGAGUCGCGGGGGGUGCUGAGGAAGAUCAGUGAGAUGCUGGAGGUGAUCCUGAGGCGGAUGGACGCGCUCUCCCGACUCAGCAACUCCUCCAGCGGCGACGCCCACCGCCUGGAGGAGCUCAGCUCGGCUCUGGACAGGCUCCAGCCAGCAGGCCUACUGGAGAGGAUCGAGUCCAUCGCUCAGAACAUGUCCGACCUGGCGCUCCGGGUGGAGCAGAUCCUCCAGCGCAGCGUCAGAGACAAAGCGAAGGAGGGGACGUUAGGACAGUGUGAGAUCCCAAAGGAACCCCGCUACCCUGACUGCCAGAGCAAGGUGGACUGGAUGCGGGCCCGCUGGACCUCCGACCCGUGCUACGCCUUCUACGGCGUGGACGGCUCCGACUGCUCCUUCCUGGUGUACCUCAGCGAGGUGGAAUGGUUCUGCCCCCCGAUGGCCUGGAGGAACGACAGCAGCGCGCCCACGCACAAGCCCAGACCCAGGACACAGGCGGCGUUCCGCUCGGACAUGGGCCCCCUGUUGGAGCAGGUGGGGGGGGGCAAGGAGUCGCUGAGCUUCAUGAAGCGACGCAUCCGCCGGCUGGCCCCCCAGUGGGCGUCGGCCGCCCGUCGCCUUGACGACCGCCUCCGCCACCUCGUGAGGGAGCAGAAAAGGGUGCUGGUCCACGUGGGAUUCCUGACGGAGGAGUCUGGGGACGUGUUCAGCCCCAAGGUGCUGAAGGGCGGUCCGCUGGGGGAGAUGGUGCAGUGGGCCGAUAUCUUCUCCGCCCUCUACGUCCUGGGCCACGACCUCAAGAUCUCCGUCUCCCUCAAAGAGUUGCAGGGGUUCCUGGGCGUGCCCCCGGGUCGAGGGAGCUGUCCUCUGACCGGCCCGCUGCCCUUUGACCUUAUCUACACCGACUACCACGGCCUGCAGCACAUGAAGCAGCACAUGGGCCUGUCCCUCCGCAGACACAAGUGCCACAUCCGGGUGAUUGACACGUUUGGCACGGAGCCGCCCUACAACCACGAGGAGUACGCCACGCUCAACGGGUACCGCACCAACUGGGGCUACUGGAACCUCAACUGCAAGCAGUUCAUGACCAUGUUCCCACACACCCCUGAUAACUCGUUCAUGGGCUUCGUGGCGGAGGAGCUGAACGAGACGGAGAGGCGGGUCAUCCAGAGGAACAAGGCGGACAGGAUGGCCCUGGUGUACGGGAAGGAGGCCAGCAUGUGGAAGUGUAAGUACCGCUAG